CGUGAAGUGUAUCCAUUUAUCACUGCCUAUUGCCUCUUCUUUCAGCUUCCAGAAAAGUGGAAGACCUCCUGACCACCAUUUCUGCUGUGGCCAUAAGAUGCUGUAUUUUCUAACGGCAACAGUAACAGCUAAAGACCAAAGACCUUAUCCUGCAAAGCUGUUUCACCCCAAAAAUCUACAGCAGCUUGUUCCACUCCAUCCUAUUCCUGGCAG
Molecule: messenger RNA, 213 nt
Organism: Podarcis lilfordi (Lilford's wall lizard)
Lineage: Eukaryota; Metazoa; Chordata; Lepidosauria; Squamata; Lacertidae
Source: the annotation of a GenBank genome assembly